This is a messenger RNA of Sphenostylis stenocarpa, 441 nucleotides long. The record is from the annotation of a GenBank genome assembly. Lineage: Eukaryota; Viridiplantae; Streptophyta; Magnoliopsida; Fabales; Fabaceae.
AUGACCUCAGUGUGCAUGUCGAACUGCAUCAACGAUGCACGCGACCCGCGUGUUCCGGUGAGGGCAACGUACGUGAACCUGUACAAGUGGCCGGAAUCGGAUGCUGAGUUUGUGAGGUCAGUGAGUUGCAACAGAGGAAAGGGUUCCCAAGUGUACGGACACCCCAGGGUGGUGGACAGUAUCUCCUGCAGGCAGAUGUAUCUUCGAAGCUACACAUUCUCCAGGGAAGAAGAGAACGAGGCUGAGAAACCACACAAAUGCUUUGGCAUGAAGAAGAAGAAGAAGGAGAAACACGAUAACAGCACAAAGCCCGAGACUGGGAAAAGAAAGUGCUUGGUUUGGAGUAAGGCUAAGGAGAUAUCGUGUUCUGCUUUGUCUAGGAUUUUCCGAAGGGUCUUGUCCUGCUCCGCUAGUGUAGAUGUUGUUGACGAUAAAUAUUGA